Haemonchus placei is the source of this 660-nucleotide messenger RNA. The record is from the annotation of a GenBank genome assembly. NCBI's taxonomy places the organism in Eukaryota, Metazoa, Nematoda, Chromadorea, Rhabditida, Trichostrongylidae.
AUGGAUUCAGGGGAUGGACCCCUUGAUUUGCGUUGCUGGGUCGAUGUACCCUCUGUUUCUCGCAGACGAUUCACGCAUACGUGUGUGUCCUGUGGGUCAGUUGGUAUCCUGCUCAUCUACUCGGCCACGAGCUUGCAUUCGAGUGACUGGGAAGUAUGUGGGAGGCGAUUUUGGGCCGUCUCUAAAAACCAAGCCCCUCGUCCACUUCGGAAUAGCCUGGCAAGCCUCCGGAGUCAACAGCCCCCACGUCAGAGCCUGGCAAGCUGCACGUUGGGUAUCUACACGUCAAAAACAGUAAUAGGAAUGGGCCUCAUUUUCCUGAUCCUGAGGGAGCCCCCAGCGUUGGGUAGGGCCGCUCGGGAGAAGCUCCUCAAAUCUCAGGGCCAAAAAAGACUGCCCAAAAGAAGAAUGACUAAGAUGACGAUAUGUACUUUUAACGCACUGACGCUUGCAUCGGAAGCGUGUAUAGAAGAUCUGGUGAUGCAAGCUAGUAAGAUCAAGUACGAUGUCAUCGGACUGACCGAGACGAGAAGGCAUCGCCUGCUGCACGAUGUAUUUGAGACUGGAGAGGAACUGUUCCUCGGAACAUGCGACAGCAUAGGCGUCGGCGGCGUAAGUGUUCUCGCCAAUGCGCACUUGGCCAUGAACAUCGAUUCAUAA